Messenger RNA from Stomoxys calcitrans (stable fly), 1047 nucleotides. Its product is annotated as gamma-glutamylcyclotransferase. Gene Ontology annotation, molecular function: gamma-glutamylcyclotransferase activity. The coding region runs from base 407 to 961 and encodes 184 amino acids. The transcript has 4 exons. NCBI's taxonomy places the organism in Eukaryota, Metazoa, Arthropoda, Insecta, Diptera, Muscidae. The record is from RefSeq and is a predicted model, not a curated record.
UGUAAUUACAAGUCCCUCAAUACCAAGUCGAAAUAAAAGAAAAAGUUCUUCAUUUUUUUAUUCCCUCCGUAGAAGUUAAAGCAAAAGCAUGCAUUUUUUCCAAUAACUAAAAUAAUAAACAAAAAGUGUUGCAUGUUCGAAAAGAGUUUAGUAUUAUUUAUUAAAAUAGGUGCAUAUAUACACUGAAGUUGACAUUUUUAUAUAGAUGAAGUAUUCACACUUUGUGUUGUUGCCUUUUAGUGAUCAGCUGCGUCAACAGGCCAAAAUAUACAUAAAAGACAUAAUUAACAUUUGCCAAUGCUUUACGAAAAGUUGGGACAUUUUGAAAAAAGCUUUUUGUCACUUGCACUGUUAACAGUGUUUUUGAAGUUUUAAUGAAGCAGCUUAUUGCGGAGACACAAACCAAAUGGCCUCAAAAUUUUAUUACUUUGGCUUUGGCAGCAAUUUGUUGGCAAAACGUUUGCAUCUUCAAAAUCCUACGGCGAUUCGAAUGGGUCCAGGGAAAUUGGAGAAUUAUCGCUUGGAUUUUUAUUUCCCUUCAAAAAGAUGGAAUGGUGCUGCUGCCACCAUUGUUCCCACAAAGGAUGAUUUUGUAUGGGGUGCUGUAUGGGAAAUUGAUGGUUGCGACAUGAAACAUUUGGAUGAACAAGAAGGUGUUGACAGUGGCAUCUACACCCCCAUUUCCGUUUCGGUAUAUUGCUCAAGUUUAAACAAAAGCCUUGAUUGUCGUGCCUAUCAUUUAUGCGAUCAGCCUGCCACAAAUCUUAAAAAUAUGUCUGCAGAUGAGGUGCCUAUGGAGCGACAACCGUCGCUAACAUACUUGAAGACUUUGGUUAAAGGAGCCUUGGAGACAGGUAUUCCUUCGGACUAUGUGGAGUGGUUAAAGAAAGUAAAACACAAUACAAAAAGUGCUGAUUAUUUUGAAAAGGAACUUGAAUUAGAUAAAAUUAAAUUGAAUUAAAUGUAUAAGCAUUAAUGGUCCAUAUGAAACAAAAUGUACAAAAAUGUAAUGUAAUUUUUAGAAAAAAAAAAUUGGUUAAAACGAAA